AUGAAAAACUCCAGUUGGAUUAGAAAGAACUGGCUUCUGGUAGCUGGAGUAUCUUUCAUAGGUGUCCAUCUUGGAACUUACUUUAUGCAGAGGGUUGCAAAACAGUCUGUAAGAUCUCAGUCUGCAGACAAACAAAGGAAUGUUGAAGAAUAAAGGAAAAUAAAUAUUUGGAAUUA
Molecule: messenger RNA, 176 nt
Organism: Dipodomys spectabilis (banner-tailed kangaroo rat)
Lineage: Eukaryota; Metazoa; Chordata; Mammalia; Rodentia; Heteromyidae
Gene: Mkks
Product: MKKS centrosomal shuttling protein
Exons: 1
Coding region: 1-153 (50 amino acids)
Source: RefSeq, a predicted model, not a curated record